AUGCCCGGAAUCCUGCCGAUGAAGGUCAUCAAGGUGGGCACGAGCUCGCAGAGUCGCAUUGCUCAGGCCUGUGACCGCUGCCGCAGCAAGAAGAUCCGCUGCGACGGCAUCCGGCCGUGCUGCUCGCAAUGUGCCAAUGUCGGGUUCGAAUGCCGCACCAGCGACAAGCUCAGCCGCCGCGCCUUCCCGCGCGGCUACACCGAGUCGCUCGAGGAGCGCGUGCGCGUGCUCGAGGGCGAGGUCCGCGAGCUCAAGGACCUGCUCGACGAGAAGGACGAGAAGAUCGAGAUGCUGUCCAAGAUGCACAGCAACCGCCGCUCGCCGUCCCAGCCCGCCCACAGCUCGCCGACGGCCGCUGACAAGGCUAAGGACGCCGCCUCGUCGCCCAAGGAGGACACGUUCCGCAUCCAGGCCUCGCCGUUAUUACUCGGCGUCGAGAACUCGGACUCGUACUUUAUGGGCGCUUCCAGCGGCCGGUCUUUUAUUGAGGCCUUCAAGCGCAAGAUCCAGGAGAACGGCAAGUCGUGCCCCGAGUUCAACCCCGAAGCUUUCUUGCACAUCCAGGGGUGCUAUCCUCUCACGCCAAAGCCGCCGUCUCAGACCCUAAGGUUACCGCCGCGGUUGUUCUCGGACAGAUGUGUCAAUGUCUAUUUCCAAGAAUGGGCGCCUCUCUUCCCCGUGCUCCACAAGCCUACUUUCCUCCGCACUUAUGAGGAGUUUGUCGCCGACCCCGAGAAGAUCAAGAACAACCACAAGCUAGCGCAGCUGCAUCUGGUCUUCAGCAUCGCCGCCCUGUCGAGUGAGCACCCCGAUCUCCAGCAAAUUGCGGCUUGCGAGCUGCAAUGGCAACGGGCUUUGGAAGCGGUCCUCAUGGACAACACCAUGAUUACUCUGCAGUGCUUGCUGCUUGCCUUGAUGUACUGCACCAUCAGGGCCGACUAUAAGCGUCUACAGCACUACAAGGGAAUCGCUGUUGGCCUCUCCCACCGGCUAGGGCUCCACCAGAGCCAGAAGCGCUUCUCAUUCGGAGUUCUCACCAUUGAAACGCGGAAGAAAGUGUUCUGGACUCUCUACAUGUUGGACUGCUUUUCUGCCGCAAUGCUGGGCCUUCCCAAGCUGCUCAAAGAUGAAGAUGUCCACACAGAAUUCCCGUCGGAUACUGAUGACGAGUAUGUGACGGAGAAGGGCUUCCAGCCAUGCCUCCCAGGCGAACAUACGCGGCUUUCAAGCGCGCUGGCGCUGUUCCGGGGAUCCCGGAUUCUGGGCAAAGUCCUCGAGAAGAUCUACCCCUCUGCGACGUCCCAUGAACUCUCCCUGCAGACAAUGUCGAGCCUUCAGUCUGAACUCGACGAGUGGUCUGAAAAGCUGCCGCAACACCUGAAACUUACUUUCAAGCAGGACAAGCCGUCCACCGAUGUGACUGGCAGCAGGUCUCCUCUUUUGGCUCUGGCGUACUACUAUAUUCGCAUUCUCAUCGACCGGCCUGCUGUGACAUCCAGUCUGGGACAGAAGGCGGCUCCAGCUUUGAUCUCGGUUAGCGAAUCAAGCAAGCACUUGAUACAGAUUAUCCAGCUGCUCGAGGAGAGGAGCAUGUCUUUCUCUUUCUGCCUGAACAAGACCGACACUCUAACGCUCUGUGGCAUGGCCCUGCUCUACCAGACCCUGGACCUGAAGAAGGACAGCAAGAUGUUAAAGGACAACGAGAAGCUAACAAAUGCCGUUAUCAAGAUCCUGGACAAGGCAAAGGCGCCGGGGUCUUACGACAUGAAGCGAGUCGCAGGGAUGCUCGUUGCUGUCGACGAGCCACCCCCGCAGUCGCUGCCAACUCCACCAAGACAGAGCCCAGAUACCUGCAUGGCCGCCCCACCAACCCACCAACCCUCGCCCCCCGCCCCAGCAAACGGUCACAAGAUGAUGCAGUCCGCUCUUGGCCGCCACGCCAGCGCUAGCAUGAGCGAAACGGACCUCCUUUUGCAACAAGAAAAGCUCCGCAGGAUGGCCAUGCCUCAUGGGCAUCCUCAGCAGAACGGGCCCGAGCACUACCGGGCCCGCGCCCGGCUGUCUUUUGACGGUCAACGUCCGGACGGGUCCGUCGGGCGGCGUGACCACCGGAUAUCCCUCAGUCAGGCGCAGGCUGCGCAGGCCGCCAUGAUUGCGCGGGUAUCGCCGUCUACACCAAACGCGGUAGCAGCGGUGAAGCAGAAUCUAGACUAUCUGCAGCUAGGCUCGGCUCACUCUUCCGCCCAAUCUCAACCGUCUUCGCCAAUCCACGCACGGGGGCAACAACAACAUCAGCAAAACCACGGCACGUCAUCUCAGGCCCAGACGCAGCUCUACUCGCACCUGCAAAAGGGGUCCGGCGCCUCUACGGCCGACUGGGAGGCUCUGCUGGGAUCACUGGAGGGCGGCCCCCUCAACGUGUACGACGCUAUCUACGGCGGGCCGGGAAUGAGCCUUCUUAACACGUCGCCAACUAACACAAGCGCAUCAUCGAAUGCAGCGACCGGGGCCGGCUGGUCCCCGGACUCUUGGGAUCUAUCCGGGUUCAACCUCGGAGAUUUUGGCGGCCCGGGCUCCGCGGCCACCGGCACCACCCACAGCGUGCUCAGCUGCCUGAGCGAGGUCGACAGCCUCAGCUCCGGCGACGACCUCGCGUCCAGCGAGAUGGGUCUGAGCGUGGGGAGUCUAGAGUUUCACAACCACCACUCCCACAAUCACCAGCAGAGACAGCAGCAGCAGCACCAUCGGAACUCUGUUCUACAAGGCGUCUCAGCUGACGGGGCGGGAUAUAUACUAGACGGGUUGGACGGUCUGGACGGGUUGGACGGGCUGGACGGGCUGGUUGGCGGCUAUGGGUUAACAUGA
Molecule: messenger RNA, 2865 nt
Organism: Lasiosphaeria miniovina
Lineage: Eukaryota; Fungi; Ascomycota; Sordariomycetes; Sordariales; Lasiosphaeriaceae
Product: fungal-specific transcription factor domain-containing protein
Exons: 4
Coding region: 1-2865 (954 amino acids)
Biological process (GO): DNA-templated transcription; regulation of DNA-templated transcription
Molecular function (GO): DNA-binding transcription factor activity, RNA polymerase II-specific; zinc ion binding; DNA binding
Source: RefSeq, a predicted model, not a curated record